AUGCAGUCGCUGCUCCUCCGCGGCUUGUCAUGGUCGGCACUCGCCUGUCGUCUGAGAGCCCGAGCACCGGCGGUUGUAGCCGGCUUCGGUGGCCAUCCGGGCGGGAAAGGGUGGUACACUAAAUUCGGAGGUGGCGACCUGGAGGUAGAAUUAAAGAGACUGCCCGGGGAGGACGAAGGCAUUGUGGAGGUGCUCAUGUGCAGAAAUAAGGCCCGGAACGCUUUGGGUCAUGUGUUUGUGUCACAGAUGAGGGAGCUGGUGUCCAUGAUGGCCACGGAUUCGACAGUGCGUGUGCUUCUCUUCAGGAGUUUGGUUCCUGGGGUGUUCUGUGCAGGCGCCGACCUGAAGGAAAGGGCUGUGAUGAACAACCAGGAGUCUGAUCUGUUUGUUCACGGUCUGCGAUCCCUCAUGACCCAGAUAGCCUUGUUGCCCAUGCCAACCAUAGCGGCCAUUGAUGGUGUUGCAGUGGGAGGGGGACUGGAGUUGGCCUUGGCCUGUGAUCUGCGCACUGCUGCGUGUUCCGCACAGAUGGGCCUGAUUGAGACGACGCGAGGGCUGCUCCCGGGGGCCGGGGGCAGUCAACGGCUACCUCGUGCUGUGGGCUUGGCCCUGGCCAAGGAGCUUAUCUUCACAGGGAGAUGCGUGGGAGGGAAGGCGGCUGCCGAGAUGGGCCUGGUGAACAGAGUGGUGCAGCAGGACGGGACGGGUGAGGCGGCGUACGCGGAAGCGCUCGGCCUGGCCAGAGAGAUCCUGCCCCAGGCCCCCAUUGCUGUGCGGAUGGCUAAAGAGGCAAUGAUCAGAGGCAUGGAGGUUGACAUCACUUCAGCAAUGGCCAUAGAGAGGAUGUGCUACGCUCAGGUCAUCCCGACGCGGGACAGGCGGGAGGGUAUGGCAGCCUUCAUAGAGAAGAGACCUCCGCGAUAUAUUGGUGAAUGA
Nerophis lumbriciformis (worm pipefish) is the source of this 936-nucleotide messenger RNA. NCBI's taxonomy places the organism in Eukaryota, Metazoa, Chordata, Actinopteri, Syngnathiformes, Syngnathidae. The record is from RefSeq and is a predicted model, not a curated record.